Messenger RNA from Schistosoma turkestanicum, 168 nucleotides. Lineage: Eukaryota; Metazoa; Platyhelminthes; Trematoda; Strigeidida; Schistosomatidae. The record is from the annotation of a GenBank genome assembly.
UGUCAUCGUGGUUGUGUUAAUGCUUUGAAUUUUAAUUCAAAAGGAAAUUUAAUUGCUUCUGGUUCAGAUGAUUUAAAAGUUGUUGUCACAAAUUGGAUUACUGGUGAACAACUAUGGAAUUAUCGUACUGGACAUUGUAUGAAUAUAUUUCAUGUAAGUAUUGAAUAA